This is a messenger RNA of Cucurbitaria berberidis CBS 394.84, 306 nucleotides long. RefSeq lists its product as uncharacterized. Bases 1 to 306 code for a protein of 101 amino acids. NCBI's taxonomy places the organism in Eukaryota, Fungi, Ascomycota, Dothideomycetes, Pleosporales, Cucurbitariaceae. The record is from RefSeq and is a predicted model, not a curated record. The transcript is spliced from 2 exons. Gene Ontology annotation, molecular function: nucleic acid binding; zinc ion binding.
AUGGAGCAGCAUUGCAACGCACCGUCUCACAGUACCAUGUUCAGUUGCGACGUGUGCAAGAGGACGUUUGGGAGUAAGCAGGCCGUGGCACAGCAUAGGAAGUCGCAGCCUCAUGCGAAGAUGCUGGCUCGGGCGAAGUCUGAGGCUGGUGGCAGCAACACAGAGGACGAAGACUCAGAUGACAACUAUGACGAAGAUGCUUGGGCAGACCAUUCUCGAGCAGGUUGGGACGACGAUCAGGACUGGGGGCUUUGCGAUAAAGAUUGUGGAUGGUGCGGACAUUGUGCUGAUGGGGUUGACUACUGA